GCGCCGAGGCAAGGUCCACCGGACCUUCAAGGUCUCGCCCUUUUCACUUCCUCACCCACGGGAUAUAUAAAGGGCCGGUCGCCUCGAAUCGCUCCGUCUCCUCUCUCUGCAUUGUUCAGUGCUUUCACGAAGCAGGAACUCUCCAGAUUCAACAUGCUCUCCUUUGUCGUGUUGGGCGCCUUGUUGGCCGUGGCCACGGCCUCUCCCCCCUACGGAGGUCACGGCUACCACGGCUACGGCUACGCCGGCCCCGUCGUGAAGCACGCCGUCCACGCCGUCCAUCCUCUCCCCGUCGUGAAGAAAGCCGUGCACGUCGUCCACCCCGUCCCCGUGGUGAAGAAGGUCGUCCACACCGUCCCGGUGGUGAAGCACGUCGUCCACCCCGUCCCCGUCGUGAAGAAGACCGUCCACGUCGUCCACCCUCAUCCCCUCGUGAAGCACGACGUCCAUCCUCUCCCCGUCGUGAAGCACGCCGUCCACGCCGUC
Molecule: messenger RNA, 486 nt
Organism: Darwinula stevensoni
Lineage: Eukaryota; Metazoa; Arthropoda; Ostracoda; Podocopida; Darwinulidae
Source: the annotation of a GenBank genome assembly